Molecule: messenger RNA, 1174 nt
Organism: Aspergillus piperis CBS 112811
Lineage: Eukaryota; Fungi; Ascomycota; Eurotiomycetes; Eurotiales; Aspergillaceae
Exons: 1
Coding region: 177-1013 (278 amino acids)
Source: RefSeq, a predicted model, not a curated record
UCGUCCCCGGGACCAGCAGGUAUGUUUCUGUUGUGUGUCUGACCGAGUGUUCGGGCUUCGCUUACGCACGUUUAGGUGACUCCGCCCCGAAGCCAGACCAGGGCAUAAUCUCCGCCGCUAUUGCAAAUGCCGCCGCUUCAGCAUUCUCCCCACCUCCUGGACCCGGUCAUGUCAGCAUGCUCGAACGACAAACGCCUACGCCGACCAAGACUCAGUUUACCUUCACAUGCGAGUCGGACUCGUCGAAGGGAAUGGCUCUACAGGCACAGAACCCGUACCCCGCACAGCAUCGUUCACCCAGUGCUCUCACUGCAGCUGUCCAGAGCCAGCGGGGAUAUUCACAAGGCACCCAGACGAUCCCAAAUGCCGCUUCGCAAGCCAACUCUUCAGGGGCGUCUCAACAGUCACAGCACUCGCAACCGCCGCAACUACAGACUGCGGGGACUGAGCCUGCAACCACAGGGAGGAAGAAGAAGCGGUCUCCGGGUAGCCUCUACGCUCUGGCCGCGCGCCAACGCAAGAUCCAGCAGCAGUAUGCCAACCUUCACCACCCGCCCAGCAUCGAGGACAUCUGGAUCUGCGAGUUCUGCGAGUACGAGAGCAUCUUUGGGCACCCGCCCGAGGCUCUCAUUCGCCAGUACGAGAUCAAGGACCGCAAGGAAAGGAAACGAUUGGCGGAGAAGAAGCGGUUGCUCGAGAAGGCCAAGAUGAAGGGCCGUAAGGGCAAGAAAGCGACUAAGAACGCCAGCAAGCACGCAGCGGCUCAGCACGCAGCCUAUGACCAAGGAUACGACCGAGCGUCCGUGGAUCAUUCUUCAACCGGAGGAGGACCAGGGGUGCAUGAUGACGAGUACUUAGGCAACGAGUACGAGGACGAAGGGAUCCCAACCCCACCUCCAGCGCCUCCAGGUACUCUCAAAAAUGCACUACCACCAGGACAUCCGCCCAAGCCAGCCGCAGCAGCCGGGUCGGGCGCUAAGAGUGCAGCGGACGGCGGGACAAGGCCGCCCUGACAAUGGAGCAACGGCUAUCGAGCUAGCGAGCGGUGAUAGGCCGUUGCUCACUCUUCCUUUCGGUUUUCUCCUUGACUGUUUUCGAUUUAAUGCAUGCCUACUUUCUUCCACAAUUAUUAAUUUUUUUCUUUUCAUUUCUUUUCCAUUGCAUGAUUGUGUUA